Molecule: messenger RNA, 2805 nt
Organism: Menidia menidia (Atlantic silverside)
Lineage: Eukaryota; Metazoa; Chordata; Actinopteri; Atheriniformes; Atherinopsidae
Source: the annotation of a GenBank genome assembly
UUUCUGAGCUACAGGCUGAAGUGGAGCCUGUUACUGUCGGCUCAGUCAAUCACACAGACGGCUCCUCCAUUUUGGCCCAGGACCCUGGAGACGGGGCUGAAUGGAUUUGCGGGACUGUCUGGAAACCCCGUUGAUUUAGAGAAACGCCACACUGCGUUUGGAAAGAACUUUAUCCCCCCAAAGAAGCCCAAGACGUUCCUGCAGCUGGUGUGGGAGGCUCUGCAGGACGUCACGCUGAUCAUCCUGGAAAUAGCUGCCAUCAUCUCACUGGGCCUCUCCUUCUACCACCCACCAGGGGGCGACGGUGAAGCAUGUGGCCAGGUCACGGGGGGUGUGGAGGACGAGGGGGAGGCAAACGCAGGCUGGAUCGAGGGCGCGGCCAUCUUGUUCUCGGUGGUCAUCGUGGUCCUGGUGACGGCCUUCAACGACUGGUCCAAAGAGAAGCAGUUCCGCGGGCUGCAGAGCCGCAUCGAGCAGGAGCAAAAAUUCACCGUCAUCCGGAAAGGCCAGGUCAUCCAGAUCCCCGUGGCCGAGAUCGUGACCGGAGACAUCGCCCAGAUCAAAUACGACCUGCUGCCCGCCGACGGGAUUCUAAUCCAAGGAAACGACCUGAAGAUUGACGAGAGCUCUCUGACCGGAGAGUCUGACCACGUCCGCAAGUCCCUGGAGAAGGACCCCAUGCUGCUGUCCGGGACCCACGUGAUGGAAGGAUCCGGCAGGAUGAUGGUGUCCGCCGUCGGGCUCAACUCUCAAACCGGGAUCAUCUUCACCCUGCUGGGCGCCAGCGAGCACGACGAGGAGAAGAAGGUCAAGAAAACCAAGACUCAGGAUGGCAUCGCUCUGGAGAUCCAGCCACUGAAGAGCGAGGAGGCCGCAGAGUCCGAGGAGAAGGAGGAGGCCAAGCAGGUUAAGAAGGUCAACGUGACCAAGAAGGAGAAGUCUGUGCUGCAGGGCAAACUGACCAGGCUGACCGUGCAGAUCGGGAAGGCCGGUGUCUUCAUGGCGGCCAUAACCGUCGUCAUCCUCAUCCUCUACUUUGUGGUGGAGAACUUUGCGGUCAAAGGUCAGUCCUGGACGACCGAGUGCGCGCCCAUCUACGUCCAGUAUUUCGUGAAGUUCUUCAUCAUCGGCGUGACGGUGCUGGUGGUGGCCGUUCCCGAGGGCCUUCCGCUGGCCGUCACCAUCUCUCUGGCCUAUUCCGUCAAGAAAAUGAUGAAGGACAACAACCUGGUGCGCCACCUGGACGCCUGUGAGACGAUGGGCAACGCCACGGCCAUCUGCUCCGACAAGACGGGGACCCUGACCAUGAACCGCAUGACGGUGGUGCAGGCCUACGUCGGCGAGAAGCACUACCGGAGCGUCCCCGACCCGGACGUCAUCAAGCCCCAGACGCUGGAGACCCUGGUCAACAGCAUCUCCAUCAACUCGGCCUACACCUCCAAGAUCCUGCCUCCCGAGAAAGAAGGAGGUCAGCCCCGUCAGGUUGGAAACAAGACCGAGUGUGCUCUGCUGGGCUUGGUGCUGGACCUCAAGAGGGACUACACUCCCAUCAGGGAGGAGAUCACCGAGGAGAAAUUCUACAAGGUCUACACCUUCAACUCGUCCCGCAAGUCCAUGAGCACUGUGCUGAAGAACGCCGACGGCGGCUUCCGCAUGUACAGCAAGGGCGCGUCGGAGAUCGUCCUGAGAAAGUGCUCCCACAUCCUGGACGCCCAGGGCUACGCCCGCCCCUUCGAGCCCAAAGACCGCGACGAGAUGGUGCGCAAGGUGAUCGAGCCCAUGGCGUGCGAGGGGCUGAGGACCAUCUGCGUGUCCUACAGAGACUUCCCCGCCGAGGCCGGAGAGCCCAACUGGGACGACGAGAACAACAUCCUCACCGACCUCACCUGCAUCGCCGUGGUCGGCAUCGAGGACCCCGUCAGAGACGAGGUUCCUGCCGCCAUCGCCAAGUGUCAGCGGGCCGGUAUCACCGUGCGCAUGGUCACCGGAGACAACAUCAACACGGCCCGCGCCAUCGCCACCAAGUGCGGCAUCCUGCUGCCCGGAGAGGACUUCCUGUGUCUGGAGGGCAAGGAGUUCAACAACCGGAUCAGGAACGAGAAGGGAGAGGUGGAACAGGAGCGUCUGGACACAGUCUGGCCCACUCUGCGUGUUCUGGCUCGGUCGUCUCCAACAGACAAACACACACUAGUCAAAGGCAUCAUCGACAGCACAGUGGGAGAGACCCGACAGGUGGUGGCGGUGACGGGAGAUGGCACUAACGACGGCCCCGCCCUCAAGAAGGCUGAUGUUGGCUUUGCCAUGGUAACUGGCUCUUCAUAUUCUCCUCCAGUUAUUGUUUCCUUUCUGAUCACGUCUGUGCCCACCCGCCACCUGAAGUUCCUGAAGGAGGCGGGCCACGGCAUCACCAAAGAGGAGAUCAAGAAGGAGGAGCUGACGGAAGACACGGACGAGAUCGACCACGCCGAAAUGGAGCUGAGGAAAGGCCAGAUCCUCUGGUUCAGAGGCCUGAACCGCAUCCAGACCCAGAUGGAUGUGGUCUAUACCUUCCAGACGGGCCAGGCGGCGGUGCCCGGCGCCCUGCGCCGCCAGCCCUCCGUCGUCAGCCAGCACAAUGACGCCACUGCCGCCGCCAAAACUCUCUCUAGCCCCACCCACCCGGGGCUUAGCUCCUCCUCCUCUCUCAACAACUCGGCCGGGGCUCCGCCCCCCGCCGCCGCUUCCUCCUCCACCGCAGGCAGUGAGUCUGUGACUGGAGGCCGGCUGACAGCACUCCUCACCGGGCUGGACUCUUUCUCUGUUUGA